This is a messenger RNA of Macroventuria anomochaeta, 742 nucleotides long. RefSeq lists its product as uncharacterized. The coding region runs from base 220 to 651 and encodes 143 amino acids. The record is from RefSeq and is a predicted model, not a curated record. The transcript is spliced from 3 exons. NCBI's taxonomy places the organism in Eukaryota, Fungi, Ascomycota, Dothideomycetes, Pleosporales, Didymellaceae.
AGAUCUUAUUACCCGGCAUGCUGGUUGCUACGAGGAUCCUGACGGGCACCUGUUCACGACAUCUAUGAUGAAUGCUGUCACGCCUCGAAAGGCCCCUACGUCACACUCGAACACAAGUCAAGCCUAUCUGUGCACAGCGACUCACUUAUCGGGAGAUUGUUCCAUGCCGUCCCCAACUUGCGACUCCAGGUCAUAUCAGUGUCCACUCUGUGAUCAGAUAUGUUCAGUCGCCACAUCUCCGCCGCAUUCUUGACACGGUGUCAUGCUUCCGUUUGUGGGCUCUGCUGUGCCAGAUUUGGCGCAAGAAAGGAACCGUGUCUCACCCGUCGUUAUUACCGUCACUCGCUAAAGCUUGCGACCGGGUACCUGUUAGUCGACUGCACUGUUGUAGAUUUGUUGAUAUGCUCGAUGCUGCUCGUCUCAACUUCGCAGGCAGUAGACGGCAUGCGUCGCGGUACAAAAUUGAUGCGUCCCUGCCAAUGUGAAGUAGGACUGGUUGCCUCCUUGAUCAACAGCGAUUGCCAUUAUGCAGAUUCAUUCGCCUCCGCGGUUGAUGUGAACUCCAUGAGGAGUCCCCCCCUGCGCACAUCGGCUCCACCACGUCCAUCCCAAAUGAAAGAUCCUAGUCCAGCUGAGAUUCCAGCCGAUUGAUCUGCCGACAUAUCGAUUCCCGAGUAAGGUGCGUCACGUCGCCUAGGCUGCUCCAUCUACCAGGUGAUACAUAUCCCUGGGCAGAUCACUG